Syngnathoides biaculeatus (alligator pipefish) is the source of this 3794-nucleotide messenger RNA. RefSeq names its product cellular communication network factor 5 (gene ccn5). Gene Ontology annotation, biological process: cell adhesion; signal transduction. The record is from RefSeq and is a predicted model, not a curated record. Gene Ontology annotation, molecular function: integrin binding; heparin binding. Gene Ontology annotation, cellular component: extracellular region; extracellular matrix. Bases 16 to 1032 code for a protein of 338 amino acids. The transcript is spliced from 5 exons. Lineage: Eukaryota; Metazoa; Chordata; Actinopteri; Syngnathiformes; Syngnathidae.
CCGACUGCAGCCGCGAUGGACCGACCGCGUUGCGACCGCGUGACGGCCUCGGCUCUGCUUCUGCUGCUGCUGCUGGCUGCGGCUUCGCAGGUGUUGUGUCAGCUGUGCGACGGGCCGUGCCUCUGCCCCCACGCCGCCCACGAGUGCCCCCCCGGCGUCCCCUCGGUGCCGGACGGCUGCCGGGUUUGCGCUCGACAGCGGGGCCAGUCGUGCACCGAGACGCUCCCGUGCGACGGCCGGCGGGGGCUGACGUGUGACUACAGCGCCAGUUUUCCCGGAGAACCCGGAGAGUGCGUGGGUCAGGAGGAUCUGACGUGCGAAGUCAACGGCGUCACCUACCAGGACGGGGAAUCUUUCCAGCCCUCGUGCGACGUCCACUGCCGCUGCAGGGGCGGCGGCGUGACCUGCGUGCCCGCCUGUCCCCUGGAUUUCCGCCCCGCCACCGCCGACUGCCCUCGCCCGCAACGCGUCCGGCUGCCGGGGAAGUGCUGCAAGGAAUGGGUGUGCGAGAACCUGGACAACUCCGUGCUUCAAGACGCCAUCUUCGCCGCGAGAGCAAAACCGCCGCAGCCGCCAGCCGCCCCCGCCUGCACGGAGCGUAGCACCGAGUGGAGCGCCUGUUCCCGGAGCUGCGGGGUCGGGAUCUCCACGCGGGUCUCCAACCGCAACCCGGCCUGCAAGCUCCAAACGGAGACCCGCAUUUGCGAAGUGCGACCGUGCCGUGCGCAGCCGCCCGUGCCGAGCAGACCCGCGCGGGGGCAGUGCACGGCCAGCUACGCGUCACCCGGACCCGUGCGGCUGCUGGAUCGCGGCUGCGGCAGCGCGCGGGUCUUCCGUCCGCGCUACUGCGGCAGCUGCGGCGACUCUCGCUGCUGCACGCCGUCGCGCACCUCCACCGCCGACGUGACCUUCCGCUGCCCGUCCGGCAAGCUGCGACGCCGAGCGGUGAUGGUGAUCCACUCGUGCGUCUGCCACAGCAACUGCCCCUACGCGCCCUUCACCAACCCGGCUCUUUGGGGGUCCCGACCCUGACUCGACCGGCCGUGUUAACUCCACUCUCGGAGCCGGCACGGACCCGCCGUCGGCCUUGAAAAACACAAAGACGUUUGUAGAUAAAACUAUUUUUGCUUGCACGGACGCUCGCCAUCGCGUGCGCUGGGAAGGAAUUCUGUUGCAAAGGAUGAUUUGUACACCACAGUGGUGCCUUGAGAUACGAGUGAGCCAAUCGACACGUUUUUUGAGAGACCAGUCAUCAUUCCGCACAUUUUUUUGUGUGUGUGUUUUUGCUUCAACUUAAGAUACUCUCCACUCGCAGUUGAGAUUUACUCUCAAAGGAAAUUGAAUCCACUUUUGUACUUAAAAGAAACAACAAAAAAAAAACGGACUCAAGAUAGUCUUAGCUUAAUGCUAACAUAAAAUGGAAGAUGGCACUGACCCGCUAACAAUUAGCAUCGUAGUCGCCGUUUUCGAGCCAGCGGACGACAGUUGAAGACAAAUGACGGAGCAACGCGUGCAAGUCGGUCAUGAGAUGAAUAUUAUUGACGUUUACGCAGUCACUGAGAAUGUUGGCAAUGUGAACGGAGGACAGAAAAACAAAGAAGUCGGCCAUUGUCUGAAUGACUUUGUUAUACUGCCCCCAGUGGCGAAUUUAGGCACACCAGAGGGAGCGGUACAACGAACUGAAGUGAAGUCCAUUUAUUUACAUUCUAUUUAAUGUUACCGUAAUUCCCGGCCUACGGAGCGCACCUGGUUAUAAGCCUCGACGCAAGGAAAGAGUUUAAUGCUAGUGCAGCGCUAGUGUUAGCGCGAUGCUAGCGUUAGCACGGCGCAAGCAUUAAACUCUUUCUGUGUAAGUAAGUUUCUUUCGGCUUGUCCUAUUCGGGGUCGCCACAAUAUGAUACGAACUCAUGACCAAACCAACGCGCUAACCACUGAGCUACGGAGCCUCCUAAACUCUUUCUGUGUACCGAGGCUCACAUCCAUGUGCGCCGCGCUAAUGCUAACGCUAGCGCCGCAUCACCGCAUAAACCGCAGGGUUGCGAGCGUGUGGGAAAAAAAGUUGCGGCUUGUAGGCUGGAGAUUACGGUACUUAUUUUUUCAUUGUUGUUGUUAUUGUUUUUAUAAAAUGAAAUAUUAUAGAGGCGGCACUGCAGCGUGUCUGGUUAGGACGUGAAGAUGAACAAUGCAGAGAAUAAAUGAAAUAGAACAAAAAUGUUCACAACGGCACGAGAUUAUGAUGAGAAUGUGGAAUUGAAUGUUAUUGUGUAAAUAUUUCUGCAUGUUCCAAUGAAACAAGCACACAGUGCAACUUUAUUCUCGUUAAAUUAUGAAUUUAUUUUUGUAGUACUGUAUAACAAUUUUUUUCAGCGUGGCAUAUUUGAGUUAUCAGUGACAUGCUUGUAUAUAUUCUUUUCUUUUUCAAUGAAAAAUAUCUGCCAAAUUCUGUAUUUUUAUCAUAAUAAAAAUCAUCUCCUGUUAUGAAUCCUUUUUUGCAUUCGAAUGAGUCCAAAUCAAUCUAUAAAUAAUUACUCGGAUACUUGCAAUCGAUUUAGUCUUGUGUUUUUCAUGAGUCUUGAGACCUUUCACCCGGGAAUAAAAGACUUUGAAAUGAAGUUUAAAAAUAAAAAUGCUCUGCUAAACGUAUUGAAUACAACAAUAAUAACAUAAUAAUCAUAAUAAUACUUUGUGUCCAAUCUGUUUUCAACCUCGAGAGUACGUGUUGCCAUGAGAACAAGCAGGGGGAGGCCUGCUGGUCCAUGGAACAUAAACCAUUUCAUUAGCAACUUGAAUUGAAGCAAUGAUACAUAAUUAGCAGACGUACGAACGGCACGCCACCUAACAAAAAUGAAUCAUGAAAUCAUUUCAGUUGAUUUUCAAAUGUACUCAGUGUCAAAUCUGGCCCUGUUUAACUAAGCUGGUAACUACUGAAGCAGUACAGUCCAAUAUCGAGUUCGUGACGUCGCCAUUUUCACGGCGCCAUAUUGCCAAACAAAAUAAUAACCAAAUACACGCGACCUUGUAGCGAUCACUUCACUUCUCAAUCUCAAAUUCCCAAGAAGUAUUUAUCAUGCCAAAUUGGCUCAUUAUUAAAAAAAAAAUAAAAAAAUAAAAUAAAAUAACCCAACACAGGGAGUCAUCUCCAACGUAUACAGAAGCGUGUUGCGGCCACAUGUUAAACUUUGGUUAAACUCUCCCCGAAAUACAUUUUUUUUUCUUUUUAUGCUUUGUUCUCAAAUGAGUCCAGUGUGUAUUUAAAAAAAAAAAAAAAAAGAAGAAGAAAAUACACCAUCGGUCACAACGAUCUUUAAGUAGGUUAACGUGUGGCCUCAAAACGCUUCCGUGUACGGGCGCUGAAGCCUAUCCCAGUGGUUUAUUUUCUUUUUUUAAAUACAUAUUGGACUCAUUUGAGAACAAUGCAUAUUUAAAAAAAAAAAAAAAACCAUCUGUCACGGAGAGGUUUGCCGAAGUUUAACAUGUGGCCGCAACACGCUUUGUGUACGGAAGAGCCGACUCAGUCUUAUUUUUUUAAACGCAUUGUUCUCAAAUGGGCCAACUACAGAGGAGCUACCUCGCUAAUUUUCCAAUCAUAGUUAAUGAAUACGAGUUUGUGUAAAACCACGGGUCAUUUCUUUAAAUAUUGGUAUUUGUAUUGAGCACUAGCUGAAAAGAUCGAUGAAUUUCGGCAAAGGUUAACGUGUAGCCGAGUACGCUUGCGCGUUCACAUUCCGUCCUGCCAUUGAGUGCAGAUCCAGCAACGAAGUAUUUGUAUGCGUCCAGACUUUUCCGUGUAAAUC